AUUUUGCGACACAGCGUACAGCCACCACUGGCUCGCCGUCGCUGCCUCAUCUCUACCAUGAUCUCCACUGACAUACAACAAUUAAUCGUGUAGAACAAAAAAGAAAAAAGUCCCGUGUGUUCAUAAUGUGAUACAAUGCUCCAUUCAUCUGCGACUCAAACACCAGCUUUCUUGGUGAGCCGGAAGACGUCGUAUUGAUGCAUGAGCAAGCUUUGCUGACUGGAAUCCACACAGGGCUCCUAUAAGAGCCCCUCUUUGCUCCAAAACUAAAUGAAGCUAACCAAAAAGCAACACUCACAGAGGACUCCACCUACAGCUAGGACUCCUGUGCACUGUGCUGGGCUCCAGUAGCCCACCCAUGCCUUUGAUCCCUAUCCCACGGCGGGUGCGCAGCUUCCAUGGUCCCCACACCACCUGCAUGCACUCGGCCUGUGGGUCCACGCACGCUUCAAAGCUUGUGCGCACCAAGUACAAUAACUUUGACCUCUACCUGCGCUCGCGCUGCAUGUACAGCUUCCUCCGGUUCCUGCUCUACUUUGGCUGCAGCCUGCUGACCUCUCUGCUCUGGGUGGCGCUCUCUGCUCUCUUCUUCCUGCAGUAUGUCAGUGUGAGGGUUCUCCUGCGGCUGCAGUACAAACUGUCUGUCAUUCUGCUUUUGCUAGGGCACCAGCGCCUAGACUUUGGCGUGCUCAAUGACCUGAUCAUUUACAGCAUGCAGAUCACCAUGUUCCUGGUGGGGGGUCUUGGCUGGUGCUUCAUGGUGUUUGUGGACAUGUAGCUGCAGUGUGAGAGGCGUGGGAGAUGUAAUGUGUAAUGUGCAAUGUGGAUGCUUCACACUGCAACUUCAGCAUUGUGUGGUGUUAAAAGACUCUUGAUGUCAACACUAUUUUAUUCUUUUAGUUUUAAAAUAUGACAACAUCCAUUAAGAGUGUGUGUAACAACUGGGUGGACGGUCGUUUAACAAUAUUGGUCAUGUAUAUCUCAGAGAGAACCACCUGGUUGAAAAUCUAAAAUGAUGCAUGAAGUCAGUCUGACAUGAGAGAGAGUUAUAGGACUCUCAAUAGAUGAAUAGGGUCAAAAAUAUAUUCUAAUUCGUUUUCAUGCCAUUUGUACACACAUUUAGAAAGGAAUCUUGACUCCGAACUCAUUUGUUUACAAUAAUCGAAAUCAUCAAUGUUGCAUGGAGGGGUGACUGAACAUAUGACUGUUGUUGUCAUGGCUGUGGGAUGCAAGAUAGUCAUUUGUGCCAAAAAAAACCUGAGUUUGGCUCCAAAUGCAAAAGUCUACCAUGAUUCCAAGGUUGAUAUUAUUCCAGUUAUGUUGUAAACACAAUAUCAUGUAAACAUACAUGUAUCACAGUAAAGUAUAUUUGGUUUAAGUGACCAAAAACUAGUUGUCAACAGUGUGUGUGAUGUGUUUUUGUGGAAAAAGGUGGGCCAGCAUAAUAUAAAGGGCAUUUCAAAACCGGAAAA
This is a messenger RNA of Gymnodraco acuticeps, 1472 nucleotides long. Its product is annotated as transmembrane protein 250. Lineage: Eukaryota; Metazoa; Chordata; Actinopteri; Perciformes; Bathydraconidae. The transcript has 2 exons. Bases 359 to 778 code for a protein of 139 amino acids. The record is from RefSeq and is a predicted model, not a curated record.